Molecule: messenger RNA, 1551 nt
Organism: Colletotrichum gloeosporioides
Lineage: Eukaryota; Fungi; Ascomycota; Sordariomycetes; Glomerellales; Glomerellaceae
Product: putative amino-acid permease
Exons: 6
Coding region: 1-1551 (516 amino acids)
Biological process (GO): amino acid transmembrane transport
Cellular component (GO): membrane
Molecular function (GO): amino acid transmembrane transporter activity
Source: RefSeq, a predicted model, not a curated record
AUGGCGGACUUGAAAGCUGAGUCAAAAGACGACAAUGCGUUGAAGCAAACAUCGACUGCCCACGAUGGGGAGACUGCGACUACUACGGGCGGCGGACCCGGCCUGCAUAGAGGGCUAUCAGGCCGCCACUUGAUGAUGCUCGCUAUUGGCGGUGUUAUUGGGCCUGGGUACUUUGUAGGGAUGGGCACGGGUCUGACGAGCGCCGGACCAGCGGGUCUACUGCUCUGCUUCACGGUUGUCGGCGUGCUGCUCUGGGCUGUUAUGCAGUCUCUAGGCGAGCUCGGUGCUUUCAUACCGCUGUCAGGUUCUUUCACGCAUUACACCUCCACCUUCGUUGACCCAGCCGUUGGUUUCGCGCUCGGCUGGAAUUACUGGCUUCUUUGGGCUGGAAUUAUCAUUGCGGAAUACAACAACUUGGGCCUCGUCUUGACUUACUGGGAGACAGCUGUUCCGAGAUGGGGGUGGAUCUUGAUCUUCUGGUGGUUCUUCCUCGCCUUCACCCUCCUCGGCGUCAAAUCCUUCGGCGAAGCAGAGUUCUGGCUGGCCCUCGUCAAAAUCCUCGCCAUCUUCGCCUUCUUUCUCUGCGCGAUCCUCAUAACAUCUGGCGUCCUCGGCGGCGAGAAGAUUGGGUUCAAGUUCUACCAUGACCCCGGCGCGUUCGCCGACGGCGCUAAAGGCGUCUUCAAAGUCUUCGUCUUUGCAGCGCUGCAGUACAGCGGCACCGAAAUGAUCGGACUCACAGCGGGAGAGUCGGCCAACCCAGCGCGCGACGUGCCCAAGGCCGUCAAAUCCGUACUCUGGCGCAUCUGCGGCAUCUUUCUGCUGGGCAUAUUCUUUCUUACCAUCACCGUGCCAUAUAAUGACCCGAACCUGCUGUCUGCAACAAGCAAGACGGCCAGGUCGCCCUUCGUCAUCGCCUUUACGAGAGUGGGCGCAAAUGCUGGGGCGCAUGUUGUCAACGCGAUCAUCCUCGUCACAAUGUUCUCCGCCAUCAAUGCAGCGCUCUACGUCGGUUCGCGUACGCUUUACGGUCUCGCUCAGGAAGGGCAAGCCCCUAAGAUUUUCGCGUGGACGAACAAAAACGGUGUGCCAGUCGUGUCCCUGGUCGUCAUGAAUCUCAUCGGCUUCUUAUCUCUUCUCAACCUGUCGUCUGGAGCAGGGGUAGUCUACACCUGGAUCAUUUCCAUCACUGGUGUCGCGACUUUCAUCACAUGGGGUCUGAUUUCUCUCAAUCAUAUCCGUCUGAGAAUGGCCCUCGCUGCGCAGAACAUUAGCGCCGAUGUUUUGCCCUUUCAAGCACCCGCCUGGCGAUUCUGCGCCUACCUGGGCCUUGCUGGCAACGUAUUCUUUAUCUUCUUCCAGGGUUGGACGUCUUUUGCUCCGUGGGAUGUGGAAGCAUUCUUCCAGAACUAUGUCGUCGUUUUGCUGUUCAUCAUUUUGGCUGUGGGCUGGAAAGUUGUAAAGAAGACCAAGUUUGUCACCCUUAAAGAGAUUGACUUGGGCACCGCGAGGAUGAUGAUUCAUGGUCAAAUGACAGGACAGCCCCAAUGA